This is a messenger RNA of Pollicipes pollicipes, 1824 nucleotides long. Its product is annotated as E3 ubiquitin-protein ligase RNF19A. The transcript is spliced from 12 exons. The annotation marks the transcript as partial. Gene Ontology annotation, biological process: protein ubiquitination. Lineage: Eukaryota; Metazoa; Arthropoda; Thecostraca; Pollicipedomorpha; Pollicipedidae. Gene Ontology annotation, molecular function: zinc ion binding; ubiquitin-protein transferase activity. The record is from RefSeq and is a predicted model, not a curated record.
GACGGUGCGCAACAUUCGUGCGAAGCAGGAUUUGUGCAUUGUGAAUCCGAGCAGCUGACGUAAGAGGCGUAUGAUUGGGAUUGAUCUUCGUGAAGAGCGAAUUGGUGGUGGUGUUUUGGGCUGGUUAUGAAUCAUAGCAUGUGAAUUGUGCGUGCAGACAGCCCGGUCAUGGCUUUCAGUGUCACGAACUAGCGGUCAUCUUAUUGACAACUCGUUCAAGCGCCUGUAAUUUGACUUUAGAAGGUGGCGAUGCACAGCGUGCUGGAGAUGCCGCCCUCCUCGGAGCCGGCGCGCAAGCGGCGCACCCUGCCGCGCUUCUCACUGCAGCGGCUCAUCUUCGGCUCGCCGCGCAAACGGAAGAGCAGUCGCUCGGCCUCCCGCUCCAGCGCAAACGGAGGCCAGCAGGAGCGGGUGAUCUCGCUGGAGAGCCUGGCGGUCGCCGGACCGUCGCACCUGGACGCCGUGGACGCGAUCAGCGAGGAAGUGAUGAUCGAGUGUCCGGUGUGCCUGGACACGCUGCCGGUGGCCAGCUUCCCGCGCCUCACCUACUGCGCGCACAAGAGCUGCCGCGCCUGCCUCAAGCAGUACCUGGCCAUCGAGAUCAUGGAGUCGCGCGUGCGCAUCCUCUGCCCGCAGUGCAACGAGCCGCUUCACCCCACCGACAUCAAGCACAUCGUGAACGACGCGACGCUGAUGAACAAGUACGACGAAUUCAUGGUGCGCCGCGCCCUGGCCACGGACGCCGACGCCCGCUGGUGUCCGGCCCCCGACUGCGGGUACGCGGUGAUCGCGGCCGGCUGUGCCAGCUGCCCGCGGCUCGAGUGCGGCCGGCCCGGCUGCAGCGCCUCCUUCUGCUACCACUGCCAGGCCGAGUGGCACCCGAACCAGACGUGCGACGCGGCCCGCUCCGAGCGGCUGGCGCAGUACCGCUCCAGCGCCGGCCAGCAGUCGCCCACCAGCUCCCUCAGCGGUGAUAACAUCAAGAACUGUCCGCGCUGUCGAAUCGUCAUCGUCAAGAUGGACGACGGCUCGUGUAACCACAUGACGUGCGGCCUAUGCGGCGCCGAGUUCUGCUGGCUCUGCAUGCAGGAGAUCUCCGACCUGCACUAUCUCAGUCCGUCCGGCUGCACGUUCUGGGGCAAGAAGCCGUGGAGCCGCAAGAAGAAGAUCCUCUGGCAGCUGGGCACGCUGGUGGGUGCGCCGGUCGGUGUCGCCCUGCUCGCCGGCAUCGCCAUGCCGGCCAUGAUCAUCGGUAUUCCCGUGUGGGUGGGCAAGAAGAUCUACGCCCGGUACCGCUCCGGCAGCCGCCACCGCCGCAAUGCCGCCAUCGGAGGCGGCGUGCUGCUGGCGGCGCUGACCUCGCCGGCCUUGUCGCUGAUGGCGGUCAGCAUAGGCGUGCCCAUCCUGCUGGCAUACAUCUACGGUGUCGUGCCGUUCUCGCUAUGCCGCGCCGGCGGCUGCGGCCUCUCCACCACGCCGCAGGGCGUCCGCUUCGAGUUCGACGACGAGAACGACGCGCUGGAGCUGGCUGCCGGCGGCCGUCCGGCAGACGCCACCAGCACGGACACGCUGUCGCACCGCCCGGGCACGCCGUACCCGUCGAUCGGCGAGGUGUCCGGUCUCUGGUCAUCCGGCUCGCAGCUGGACCGGGCGCUGGCUGGGCCCGGCGAGAGCGAUCGCGAGUCGGCCAGCGUCACGGCCGUGGCGCCCGACAGCCUCACGCCCAGCGUCUACAGCGGUGCCAACAGCUGUCGUCUCGAGGCGGCCUCCGGGAAGCGACUCAGUUUCUGCAGCGACGCCCGCUCCGAGCGCUCGCUGGGCGAG